This is a messenger RNA of Hirsutella rhossiliensis, 2646 nucleotides long. RefSeq names its product Heat-labile enterotoxin, A chain. NCBI's taxonomy places the organism in Eukaryota, Fungi, Ascomycota, Sordariomycetes, Hypocreales, Ophiocordycipitaceae. The transcript has a single exon. The record is from RefSeq and is a predicted model, not a curated record. Bases 1 to 2646 code for a protein of 881 amino acids.
AUGACUAAAAGCGUGGAGAAGGGGAUUGAGUUUUCUGCCAUCAAUGAAGAUGGAAGACCCAGUCAUAUAUGGAUUCGAGAAGGUCAGGACGACCACGUUGUCUGGAAAAUACAAGACGCUCCGAACGUCAUCGACACACACGGGAGCCUUGCAAACAGAGGGCCAGACGGAAAUUUCAUUGAGGACCAAAAGUUCAUACCCAACGGCUACGAUGACCAAAUUGAGUAUUCCGCUUUCGAAGGAAUUCCCACAGAGCAGGUCAAAGGCUAUUUCCGAACAGCCGACUUCCUAAAGGACCCGAGUCUUGCCGGGAAGGUAGCAAAGGGCGAGGAACCCGCUGGGCUUUUCGUUAAGAAUCCGGAUUACAAUCCCAAAUUCGACAACUUGCAGCACAGCGGUCCGCGUCCGGAACUCGCCGGGUUUCCUCCGUACAAAUCAAACCCGCCAGGGUCUCCUUCUACGGGUGAGAAGUUUGAGGCAUGGGAUAUCGAACCCUGGAGCAAAUACUACAAGCCAGCGAUUAAAGAUCUUCAAGAGUCUCUCCAGCAAGCGGUGAAGACGUUUGCGGACGACUCCAGCAAGUCGAUCAGGAAGGAGGUCUGUGGCAUAGCGAGCAAGAGGGACGGCAUGCUGCGCAAGAGAGGGGGCGGCCUUUGCGACGGUUUGACGCCCACGGAGCCACAGCCCCCGGCAAAGGAGGAGCCCCCGGGAAAGGGGGAGCCCCCGGAAAAGGGGGAGCCCCCGGCAAAGGAAGGCCCUCCAACAAACGGACAGCCUCCUACAGACGACCCAGAACGGCCGCCGACGGCCAAGGAGCAGGAGGUGGCGCUCGCGGCCGAGACGGCGUCGGAACGCGACUUCACCGAGCUCAUGGUCGCGUACAAGGUGGCGCCCGUGGCCCAGGAGCGAUGGAAGAUGUCCCUGUCCGACGUGCGCACCAAGGCGCUGGGCUACAAGCGCCUCGGGCCCAAGGCGCCGGCUCUGCGCCCCGGGGCCCUCGGCAAGGGCAUCACGUCCAAGCUCGGGGGCGGCGUCUUCCUCGGCGCCGUGCUGUGGGCGCCGGGCGUCGUGCUGGCCUUUGUGGCCAACACGACGGCCCUGGACCGCCUCGCGGCCGUCACGUCCAUCGUGCCGCUCGUGGGCUGUGCCACGCAGGCGCUGGCCAAGGCGCCGGACCACAUCGACACGGUCGACACGGCAUUGUGCUUCCUCGGCGACGCCCUGAUCCUCGGCGGGGCCACGGCGCCGCUCGGCAUCGCCGUCCACAUUGUGCGCGCCAUGGUCCAGGCCUUCAAGCCGCCGCCGGAGCUGCCGACCAAGGAGGCGACGCGCCAGACGCGCGACCAGACGUGGCUCGACUUCACCAGGAACAGCAUCUACAAGUACCUGUACUCGGACAAGUAUUACUACGAGAAGGGCGACGGCUUCGCCACCAAGCUGGAGAGCGGCCUGGCCAUCGAGGCCGCCGCCGUCCUGUCCCACGGCGCGCAGACGCUGGGCGUCCUCAACGCCACGGGCGCCCGCGCCAUCGAGGAGGCCAAGACGGGCCAGGAGCAGACGGAGAUCCGGCGCGGCCUCGAGGCGUCGAUGCAGGGCAUCCGGGACCUCAUCCAGGCCAACGUCAGCAGCCGCCAUCGCAGCUACCUCGUCGGCCUCCCGGCGCUGCUGCGGGACAACGCCUACGAGUCGCUCAAGGUGACGGCCGACAACUACAACAACGACCUGAUCACCGAGGUGACGUCCUUCAAGAACAUCCAGCGCUACCCGGCCGGGGCCACCUGGGACGACAUCGCCGGCACCAUCAGCGGCGCCCCGGUGGGCAGCGACCCGUACCGCGACGCCCGUCCGCGCAUGGACGACAUCGCCGCCUACCUGCGCGAGCAGCCCAUCCGCAUCCCCGCCCGCCUCGACGUCGCCUACGUCGUCGGCCAGUCCAAGGCCCUGGCCGGCCGCGUCGACCCGCGGGUGCUCUCGCCGCAGGCCUACCUGGCGGAGCAGUGGCCGAAGUGGCAGCAGUCGUCCAUCGACGAGCUCUGCAUCCGGAACGCGCUGCGUGUUGCCCUGUUCCUCGAGGGCAAGUACGACGAUGCUCGCAUCAAAGACUUUGACGCCGUCAACUCCAACAAGGUCUUUGACGGCCUGUCGCUGCUCACGGCCAUCAAGUUCGGGAGGAUAUACGACGAGUUCAAGGUGGCGUAUGCCUACGAGCAGUAUAAGCUCUAUCUCCCCGAGUCUGCCAUUCCCUGGGUCACCCUGCCGGCGGUUUCUCCUCUGCCCGUCACCAAUCGCCCUUCCCAUCCCUACAUAAUGGGCCUUGUUCUGGGCCUUACCGACUCCAUCGUGCAGGCCGGGGUUGGGAGGGGGGAUCAACGGGCUCAAGCACUUGUGGCCAAGAUUCUGGCUACGCAGCAGCUUUUCUCUCCCACGUCAACCAUCGCGAAAGAACAACGCACCAAGUUUUACCGAGACAAGACCAACGGCUACAACAACGGGCAGACGACUGAGUGUAUCCAAGGCAAGUUGAACAGGUUGCCCCCCAAAGAGGUGCUUGCCAAUAGAGGGAACUUGCCCCUUGGACACCUGGGCAAGGAAUGUGUCGAGGAGCGCUUCCAAGCCUGGCUGGCCAAGCAAGCGAAGCAAGCGUGA